AAUGUUCAUUCACUUUAUUCAAAGUACAAUUCUUGAAUCAAUUUCCAAGAGAAUUAAACACAAUACCCAUCAUCAUAAUAAUCAAUCAUCAAAAUGGAAACAGGAGAGCUUAUUAUGGAAUUGCGAUCCGGACCCCCACUGGCGUUAAAAUCAACAGCUUUUCAAGAAUCCAAGAUUAGCCAUGCCCUUCUUCUUCUUCUUCCUCUCUCUCUCUCUCACAGACACGCACACACCCACACGAGACACACGCAUUGUGGAUCUGCCGCUGUUAAACAAUGGUCUCUCAAUUUAGCUCUUCUUUAACUAUGUUUAUAACGCAAUGACUCAGACAUACGCAUACAAAAACACCUACAUAGAGGUAGAACAAUGGUGGGGUUUAUAAACAUGAGAGCAUUCGAUUGGAAGGCGGGCCAACUUAUAAUGAUAGCCCUUUUAGUCAUGGUCGCUUCUUUCUACACCGGCACCCUCUUCGGCGAAAAUUCUUCUUCCGUCUACGUACCACUCUCUCAGCAGGGCGUACAACAGAACGAACCCCCUGCCUCCAAUGGUUCAGCACUAGCCUCUGGUGUAUUUCCGAAUAAAGUUAGUCUUACUUACAGGACUGUGCCACUUAGGAUCCCAGAAACGGGGAUGAACAUAUGCCCUCCGAAGUAUAACGAAUAUAUUCCUUGCCAUGACCCUUCUUACAUCAAAGAGUUACUACCACAAUUAGAUCUUUCCAGGAAAGAGGAGCUGGAGAGGCACUGUCCUCCGCCUAGUCAACGGUUGUUUUGCCUGGUGCCGCCACCAGCUGACUAUAAGAUACCGAUUAGGUGGCCUACUAGUAGGGACUAUGUUUGGCGAAGCAAUGUGAAUCAUACCCGUCUGGCAGCGGUUAAAGGAGGGCAAAAUUGGGUGCACAAGAAGGAUCAACUAUGGUGGUUUCCAGGUGGAGGUACUCAUUUCAAGAAUGGAGCUCCUGAGUACAUCCAGAGGUUAGGAAAUUUGACAACUAAUGAGACUGGGGACCUUCUCUCUGCGGGGGUAUUUCAAGUUUUAGAUGUUGGUUCUGGAGUUGCUAGCUUCUCAGCUUAUCUUCUUCCCUUACAUAUAGAAACAAUGUCUUUUGCUCCUAAAGAUGGCCAUGAAAAUCAAAUUCAAUUUGCUUUAGAACGAGGAAUUGGUGCCAUGAUUUCUGCUUUAUCCACUAAACAGCUACCAUAUCCCAGCAAUUCGUUUGAGAUGGUCCAUUGCUCCAGAUGUCGUGUUGAUUGGCAUGAGAAUGAUGGCAUUCUUAUCAGAGAAGCCAAUCGCCUACUGAGAUCAAAUGGAUAUUUCGUAUACUCAGCUCCUCCUGCUUACAGAAAAGAUAAAGUGUUCCCUUUGAUCUGGGAUAAGUUGAUGAAUCUGACUUCUGCAAUGUGCUGGAAACUCAUAGCCCGGCAAGUGCAGACAGCAAUCUGGAUUAAGCCAGAGAACAACUCAUGCCUCCAGCAGAAUGCACUGCAGAAGCUUAUCAGUAUAUGUGACUCAAAAGACGAUACUACGCCAUCAUGGAAAACACCAUUGAGAAACUGUAUAGCAGAACGUGCUACACAGAAACUCCCUCCAAAACCACAGCGUCUCUCUGAGUAUUCUGCUACCCUCAAUAAUCUAGGCAUCAGUCGAGAAAAUUUCUUGUUAGACACAAUUUACUGGCAGGACCAAGUUCGUCAUUACUGGAGACUGAUGGACGUUGAAGAGAAGGAAGUACGAAAUGUCAUGGACAUGAGUGCUUUCCUUGGGGGAUUUGCAGUUGCUUUGAGCACAUGGCCUGUUUGGGUUAUGAAUGUAGUUCCUGUAAGCAUGAAUAAUACAUUAUCUGCUAUUUACGAUCGCGGCUUGAUAGGUGCUUUUCAUGAUUGGUGUGAACCAUUCUCGACAUACCCCCGCUCCUAUGAUCUGUUGCAUUCGAAUCGUCUUUUCUCUCAUUACAAAAAUCGUGAAGCUGGUUGCUUACUUGAGGAUAUCAUGCUGGAGAUGGAUCGCAUAUUACGGCCUCGGGGAUACAUUAUCAUCAGGGGCGAAGAUAAAAGCGUCAUCACAAGAGUUAGAGAUCUCGCUCCAAAGUUUCUCUGGGAUACAAAGUUGCAUUUUCUCGAAAACGCCCAGAAGAAAACCGAACAAGUCUUGUUCUGCAGAAAGAAGUUCUGGGCUAUUCUUUGAAACGUGAGAAAGUGAACGGAUUAGCUCAUGCAGCAGACGGAAUUUUGAGCGUCCAUCGAAAACGUUUGUUCAGCAUUACAGAGAAGAUGAAUAUUUGUAUUACAUUUAAAUGUUUAAAUACAGAUUUCUGUCUCCAAAUAGCUUGAUGUUUGAAUACCAUAGUUUUGUUUGUAACAGGAGGUGUAUAAUUUUCCGUAGAAUUGAAAUGGAUAGGUAAAAGGAAUUGAUGGAGUUGUGUAGCAAGAAUGGUUGAUGUAGAGUUAUUUUUUGAUAGUUGAUUAUUUUGGAUUGUUGAUUAA
This is a messenger RNA of Sesamum indicum (sesame), 2483 nucleotides long. RefSeq names its product putative methyltransferase PMT7. NCBI's taxonomy places the organism in Eukaryota, Viridiplantae, Streptophyta, Magnoliopsida, Lamiales, Pedaliaceae. The record is from RefSeq and is a predicted model, not a curated record. Gene Ontology annotation, cellular component: cytoplasm; trans-Golgi network; endosome. Gene Ontology annotation, molecular function: methyltransferase activity.